Molecule: messenger RNA, 3360 nt
Organism: Besnoitia besnoiti
Lineage: Eukaryota; Apicomplexa; Conoidasida; Eucoccidiorida; Sarcocystidae
Product: glyoxalase family protein
Exons: 6
Coding region: 1-3360 (1119 amino acids)
Source: RefSeq, a predicted model, not a curated record
AUGAAAGACGAGACGUCAACCGCGAGGACGACUUCGCGUCAGUCCAGCCGGUUGUCCGCUCGUCUUCGGCUGCCAGGUGUGUUUUGCGCCCACUUCCACUUCCUCUGCUUCUUCGUCUCGCGUCUUGGCUUCUCCAACGCUGAUGCUUCUAGACUUCUUCCGACAGUCAUCACUGACGCCGCUUGGGCACCGAGUAACGGUUCCCGCGAGGCUCGGCAUUCCGCGACAGACGCGUCGCCGCGGCACAGCCCGGUGCGCGCCAAUACGCCACCAUGGUGCAGCCAGGCGAGCACGCGCCCUUCUCUCUUUUCGAAUCAGCCGGGGGCGAAUCUCUCUUUGGCCUCCCUGUCCCGAGUAAAUGGGGGCACGACAGCGUGCGGGAAAGAUCCGUUGCCUCUAGGUGGACUAGAUCGACUCCGCAGCGAUGGCGGAGACCGGCUGCGACAAGUUUGUUUCUUGCCGAUUGUGACUCGCGGCACGUGCACCGUCACACUGGCUAGGUCUGGGAUGUGCAGGUGCCAUGGCAGCCCGCGGGCAGCGGGGCGAACGCUGUCCGCACUGACCAACAGCAGACGAACGUUUUUUUCGACGCAAGGCCGCCGGCGUGCUGCUGAGCGACCGCGAGAGAGCUUAGUGCUUUCGAGUUUUCUAGCGCCGCCGCACUCGGAUUCGGAGAGAGUCGGCGACGCGGCGGAAGCGGGUACCGAGAUAUCCGAACCCGUUGAGUCGCUAGACACAGAGCCCGACGCCAGUGAACCUUGCCUCAGCGGCGUCGAACUCUCCGGAACUGAGGAAAAUCCAUCAAUGACUGAAGAGGAACGCGUGGAAAGUGUCGGUUCGCCCCCCGUAUCUCCUGCGGGGGAAGUUUCAAGCCAGGCCGAAGGCCGCCGUCUCCUCCACUUCCGCCUCCGAGUGCGAAACCUGGAAAAAAUGCUGAGGUUCUACACUGAAGUCCUGGGCAUGCAUGUACUGGGCUAUGGCUUCACGCCUGCAGCUCAGAAAGACUCGGCGGCCGCGAGCACGAGCCCCGUAACUCAGGAACAAACGGUGGGGCGUCACAAACCGGCCGAUCGGGAGGCAGGACACAGCGAUGACGCUGGCGCUGCGGCGACGGACGCAGCUUCAGCCAAGUCCUCGCUUCGUCAGUCUCCGCCGCGCCCUGAUGACAGCGAAGGGACUGGCGGAGAGGCGCAGGCGGAUUCAGGCGAGAGCUCUCUGACCGGCAACACUGCAAAGUUCUCAGAUGCCUGCCUGUCCAAGGAAUCGAAAAUUGUAGAUCCAAACGCAGCUACACUCGACAUACGGGAUGAGGAUGUCCAGCGAGAGACAGUGGAGGAUCUCAUUGCGCAGCACCGAAGGGAGACGUCACUUCAUCCUCCGCACGUUUCGAUCGGGAAGCAGGAGGGCGGGAAAGGCGCGACCACCACGGCUGCGUUACGAAGAGCCGCGGAAGCUGCUGAAAACGCAGGCCCUGUCACCGUUGUGUUGCUGGGCUAUCCACCUUCCGAGUCCGACGCCUCGUCCGCGUCUUGCGACCUCGACACUUUGAAGAUCGAGCUCGUCCACGUGCCGCUCGUGGCAGAUCUUUUGGAGCGUCUCGACUCCCAAGUCCAGUCGGAAGAUGAGACAGAAGCGAAUAAAUUCCUCCAUAUCCUCAAGCAGCACAUGAUGGGGCUAUCGAAGGACCUUCCCACAAUCAAUCGCGCCAGAGAGUUCGAGCGUCGCCGGAAUCGCCACGAUCGAGGAUUUCACGGUUUUCUGGGCGUCACCGUGUGCCUCCCCUCCCUCGAUGACAUCACACACGAAACUGUCGAGGCACGCGGCGGCCGCCUAUUCCAGCUUCCAGCCCAGCGGAAACUCGUGCCCUCAAUGAUUCCGGACGAGCACGCGCGGAAGGACAUUUGGCUGCGAUGCGCCUAUCUGCUCGAUCCGGAAGGAAAUGGCAUUGAACUGGUUGAGGCUCGCGAAGACAGCUCGGUCGGUCUUGAUCCUGCCGCCGUGAUGCGCGAGCACCAGCAUCUCCAGUCUUGGGAGGCAUACAUGCAUGACCAAGAGAGAGAUGUGAGAAUUCAAGAGGUUAAGCGCCAAAUUCACUUGCUGAGUGAGCGGAUCGCGAAACAGGAGAGGUCACACCCAGCAGGGACUUACCGAGUCCCCAGGAAGGGCGACGAGGAUCUAGGGAGAGUAGGCACCGGCGCAGCAGACACUGACGCCGCCGCUGCAACAGAGGACGCAUCCGAACGGCAACGUGGGGCGGAGGCAGGCACCCAAGAGGACAGCGACAGGGGGACAAACAGCGGAACCGCUAAGGGAGAAGACAAUUCCCUUGAAGGGGAGGAGGAAGCACUGCGGAAAGCACUGAAUAUCAAGUCCGUGGGCGCUCCCAAGACUCCGCAGGAGCAACUGGAGAUUCUGCAGGACGCCCUGGAGGCCAUGCAGGCACAGGAAGCCACACGGCCUCGCCAACCAUUUGUUCAGCUUCCGCCUUCCAGAGGCCCUUUUCUUCAAAAGGUGCGAGCCUACACGUCACGCAUAUUAUUUGCAGAUCAGUUCUACUGCAAGCAAUUGAAGAUGAAGGCUGUCAGGUACAAAAGCCACCUUUUCGAACGGCUCUACCCUUGGUCUCGAUUUGCGGGGGUAAGCAAAACUUUCGGAUGCCCCAUGGCCCUCGACGCAGCGAUUCAGCGAGCGGCGGAGAGCCCAGCGGCCGAUCAGGCGGCGGACGCGGGGAUUGAAGAAUUCGCGUCCAUGGAGAAGUUCGCGCAAGGAGGUGAUAGUAUGUCCCUCCCAGCCGAGUGGGAAAGCGAGAGUUCCACGGAACCUGCAAAAGCUGCAAGAAAGGUUUAUGCUACGGAAGUCGCCGAACGAAAGGUUCCCCAACUCGAACUCAUUUAUGCUUUCGACGAGGAUCUGAUCCGCAUUCAUCCGUGCUUCGGCUAUCUGGCAGUGGGUGUCGACGACGUCUCGAGUGCAGUAGCGACACUUCAAGCCAACGCUCGUAUGCGAAAACAGAGGAACAAGAGAAAAAACGACGAGGACGACGACGGUGAUGAUGAGGACGAUGACGAAGCAACCACAGAAGCGUGCCGCACUAGCACCGGAGGAGACUGCAGUACGACGGCGCCUUCUUCACAAGGCGAAACUGUAUCAGGCGAACAGGUAGAGGCGACAGCGACGGCCAUCCGGAACAAGUUGAAAGCAGCGGGCUUUUCACUGGAUCGGGCCAUGGUUGAGGACAGAGACGGCUACCCGAUUUUGCUCGUCAGCAACGAGUACGCCCAGCGUUACUAUGCAGACUUACACGAGAAUCUUCGUCGGCACCAGGAAGUUCUUCAAAAAGGUACAAACGGAAGAGAGUGA